CCACCCUACACCACCCACCCUACACGGAAAAUCCUGGGCGGAAAAGCCCCAGGGCGCUGAGAGCGCGAGGAUUCUGCCCGGGCGCAGAGAUUGUAGGGAUUCCUCCCACCAGCCGCAGGCGGCAGCGGCCAUCCGUCGAACACCAGCCGCGCGCGCUCCGCCGCCACCAUCCAUGGCGUCUGCGGCGCGGGCUCUGGGCGCGCUCCUCCAGAGGGCCUCGUCGCUUUCCUCCUCCGCCUCGGCUCUCAGGAGCUCCUCCCUUCUCCACAGGAGUGGCUCUACUCAGGAGGGGAGUUUGUACCAGUGGCACCUGGGUAGGCGGAGGAUUUGGACGUUUCAGCCGCUCUGUAUGGGGCGGCGCUCCUGCAAGAUCGCCGGAAGGAAGGAUGCCCAGAAUUUGAAAAAGAUGAAGCGCAACAGCAAAAUUGGAAAAGAAAUCGUUGCCGCCAUCAAUAAAGGCGGCCCUAAUCCUUCAUCCAACACAGCCUUAGCAGCAAUACUGGAGAAAGUAAGGGAGCUUGAUGUUCCCAAGGAAGUUGUGGAGCGUAACAUGAAAAGAGCUUCAGAAAAGGGCCAGGAUACUUACACGGAAAAGGUUUAUGAGGUCUAUGGUUUUGGUGGAGUAGGUAUGGUCGUUGAGGUCCUUACAGACAAAAUUACAAGAUCUAUUGCGGAUAUUAGAAAUGUGGUAAAGGACUGUGCAGCGAAAUUGGCUGAUCCUGGGUCCGUUACGUUUAGAUUCAGACAAGUUCGCGUAGUGAACAUAAAAGUUACAGAUGCUGAUAAGGACGAACUACUCUCUGUUGCUUUGGAUGCUGGUGCUGAUGAUGUAAUUGAACCAAAUUUUGAUUAUGAUGAUGACUCUGAAGAAGUUACAGAAAGGUUUUACAAGAUAGUUACUACAUCAGAAAACUAUCCUGUUGUGCUAUCGAAGCUACAAGAGGAAGGAAUAAAAUUUGAAACGGAUAAUGGCUAUGAACUGCUGCCUCUCAACCCGAUUGAGGUAGAUGACGAGGCCAUGGAACUAAACAAGGACCUUGUAUCUAAGCUGCUUGAACUCGAUGAUGUCGAUGCUGUCUACACAGACCAGAAGUGAAAGUGCCAGUUCUGAACCUACAGUCUCAACUCUCGAGACGCUGCCCAACGACCCUCUGGUUGCACCACGCGUGUGGGGUGGACGUGUUUACAAAUUUGCUUCCAUGUAGGACUUCAGACCAGCACUGGUGGGGUUGCAUAUGAAGCCUGCUUACUUCGAGCAUCAUCAAUUUGAAAUGUCCAAAAUGAAAGCUGGUGAUGCUGCAAAAAAAAAUUCUCAGUAUUUACUCUGGCCUCUCAUACGCGGAGCUUCACUUUGCAUUCAGCUCCCCUUGUUCACCUCACUCUGUCAAUGAACUGCUAGAUCCUGGGAUUCGCACAGAGGGCAUGAGCUGAUAGAGGUGUGAUACGUGAUUGUAAGCAAUAUAAAAUAACACUGACCUAGACAUCGGUACUAAUACUGAUUCUGAUAAUAAUUUUUUGGCGCA
This is a messenger RNA of Brachypodium distachyon (stiff brome), 1523 nucleotides long. Its product is annotated as probable transcriptional regulatory protein At2g25830. The coding region runs from base 173 to 1096 and encodes 307 amino acids. NCBI's taxonomy places the organism in Eukaryota, Viridiplantae, Streptophyta, Magnoliopsida, Poales, Poaceae. The record is from RefSeq and is a predicted model, not a curated record. The transcript is spliced from 7 exons. Gene Ontology annotation, cellular component: chloroplast.